Heteronotia binoei (common prickly gecko) is the source of this 1416-nucleotide messenger RNA. RefSeq names its product kelch like ECH associated protein 1 (gene KEAP1). Bases 1 to 1416 code for a protein of 471 amino acids. NCBI's taxonomy places the organism in Eukaryota, Metazoa, Chordata, Lepidosauria, Squamata, Gekkonidae. The record is from RefSeq and is a predicted model, not a curated record. The transcript is spliced from 6 exons. Gene Ontology annotation, molecular function: protein binding.
AUGAAGCGUCCCACUUGGACGUCCGUGCCAAACGUCGCUGUUGAGGUCCAGUGGCAGCCCGUCUUGGGCGCUAGAAGGUGUUCUUCACGGCACGCUUACGACCCCCCCCCCCUUCCUUCGCAGGUGUGCAAACAGGACGAGUUCUUCAACCUCUCGCACUGCCAGCUGGUGACGCUGAUCAGCCGGGACGAGCUGAACGUGCGGUGCGAGUCGGAGGUCUUCCACGCCUGCAUCAACUGGGUGAAGUACGACUGCGAGAGUCGGCGCCUCUACGUCCAGGCCCUGCUCAAGGCGGUGCGCUGCCACUCCCUGACCCCCCACUUCCUCCAGAUGCAGCUCCAGAAGUGCGAGAUCCUCCGCUCCGACUCCCGCUGCAAGGACUACCUUGCAAAGAUCUUCCAGGACCUCACCCUGCACAAGCCCACCAAAGACGCCCCCUGCCGGGCUCCCAAAGUCGGGCAGCUGAUCUACACCGCCGGGGGCUAUUACCUCCAGUCCCUCAGCUACCUGGAGGCCUACAACCCCACCGACGGCGCCUGGAUCCGGCUGGCGGACCUCCAGGUGCCCCGCAGCGGCCUGGCCGGCUGCGUGGUGGGCGGGCUCUUCUACGCGGUGGGCGGGAGGAACAACUCCCAAGACGGGAACAUGGACUCCAAUGCCAUCGACUGCUACAACCCCAUGAACAACCAGUGGUCCCCCUGCGCCCCGAUGAGCGUGCCCCGGAACCGGAUCGGCGUGGGGGUGAUUGACGGCUUGAUCUAUGCGGUGGGCGGCUCUCACGGAUGCAUCCACCAUAACAGCGUGGAGAGGUACGACCCGGAGCGUGAUGAAUGGCAGUUGGUGGCCCCUAUGCGAACGCGCCGGAUUGGCGUCGGGGUGGCUGUGUUGAACCGCCUCCUGUACGCAGUGGGCGGCUACGACGGCACCUGCCGCCUCAGCUCGGCAGAAUGCUACUACCCUGAGCGAGACGAGUGGGAGACGAUCACUCCGAUGAGGAGCAUCCGUAGUGGAGCGGGGGUCUGUGCCCUGAAUAACUGCAUCUACGCGAUGGGGGGCUACGACGGCACGGACCAGCUGAACAGCAUGGAGCGUUACGAUGUGGAGGCGUGCACCUGGUCCUUUGCGGCGUCCAUGAUCCAUCGACGGAGCGCGCUGGGAGUCACGGUUCACCAGGGGAAGAUUUAUGUGCUGGGCGGCUACGACGGAGAGACUUUCCUGGCCAGCGUGGAAUGUUACGACCCCGCCACAGACACGUGGGUGGAAGUGACGCACAUGACGUCGGGGCGCAGCGGAGUGGGGGUGGCAAUCACCAUGGAGCCCUGCCGGAAGCAGGAGGACAGCAACUGUAACUGUCAGAGCAACAAGGCCGAAGGAAAACGAGCGGGAGAGGGCCUGGCCUUCAGACAGAGCUGCUGA